UUUCUCUCCUUCUCCCCACUGCUUCUUCGCUGCCCCUCCCCGGCAUCUCGCUACGGUUUCUUCGACUCUGCGUGUCUGAAAAGCGCUUCUCGGUUCCAAAGAGGCGACCGUCGGCUUUCUCGUUCUUUGAAAACCUCUGUUUCUCGAUUUCUCUGGUUCUGCACUUGGAAAGACAUUUCUUCUUUCUGUUCCGUUGUGCGUCCAGUUUCAAGACAAGCCGAAGACUUUCUUUUCUCUCGCCUCCCCAGUCUCGUCUUUGUUGCCUCUCUCUCCCUCUUCUUCCCCUUUCUUCAGUUCUCCGUUUAUAUUCCCCUGCGCCUGUGCCGUUCUCUCGUAAUUACCUCCCCUUUGUCUUUUCCUCGCGUUCUUUCUUCUUCUUCGUGUGCCUUCGUUGUCGUCUCUCUCGCCGCGUCAGUAAAACGGUUCUUCCGGUUUCCUCGCUUCGCCGUUUCCCUCGAGAACGACACAGAGUGAAGAGCCAGUUCGUCGAUCUACGGGUGUGGCGUACCCUCUGUCUCUCCGUCGCUUUCCCCUUGUUUCUGGUCUUCUCGCCUUCGCUGCUGUUUCGAGUUCUCGGUUUCUCGCUUUCCUCUCUCUUUCGCAGCCUCUCCAUUUUCCAAUUUCUCUCUCUCCUGCAACCGCCAAGGCGGCAGUCUUUCGCGCUCUGUCGAGGCCAGAGGAGCCCACAUAUGAGGGCAGUCUAGAACGAGGCCAACAGGGACUGCACGACAAAUCCCGCGACGGAAGAACAAAAAACAAAGGACAAGAAGCAUUUCGCGACAAGAGCAAGAUGACACAGUCCAUGCUGGACAUGAGCCUAGACGACAUCGUCGCUGCUCAUCGCGAGGCAGCAGGCAACUCGUCAGGCCGAGGCAGCCGCGGCCGCGGAGGCGGCUUUGGCAGUCGACGCGGAUCUCUGCGAGGGCCCCCCGGAGGAAAUUCAGGAUUUCUGUCUCGCGGCAGAGGUCGGGGGUUCUCGUCUUGGACGAGCCAAGACCACUGGGAAGGUCGAUCGCAUGCGUUCUUCCCUCGGCGCUCUGCGGCCUCCCCCUUCUUCUCCGACAGAGGCGAGGGCCGCGUAGGUCCUGCCCGACGCGGAGGCAGAGACGGUUUUGCGAGGGAGAGGCCUCGAGAGCCGACGGCCGUGGUGCGAGUGAGCAAUCUGGACUACAGCGUUCUCGAAGAAGAUUUGAAGGAACUCUUCGCCGCCGUCGGCGAAGUCGUCAAGGUCUGGAUCGACUACGACCGCACCGACAGAUCGAAGGGCACUGGAGGCUGCAUUUUUCGGAGCGUCUUCGACGCCAAGCGAGCGAUCGAGGUGUACGAAGGUCGGAGGCUGGAAGGCUUGCCUCUGCGGCUGGAGUUGCAGCCGCCGCGUCAGGAGUAUCGACGUUCCCCCUUUGGUCCUUACAGCCAAGACUUCUCGCGCAGAGACAGAGGUCCGUGGAGAGGCGUUCAAGACGUCGAACUAUGGUGAACGCGGAACGUCGAGGAAAGCGGCGAGAAAGUCUCGUGGGCAAGUGGACGAAGACUGGAGCACAAAAGAGGAACAUGUCGCCUCUCUGGUUCCGCGCGUCUCUCCGCCGUGGACGAGAACAGCAAGUGUCUGUACAGAACUCUGCAGAAACAUGUCUGUCUUCACAGGCGAGAAACAACCAACUCACAAAAAUGAGGAGAAAGUUGACACCUCGGGGAUGUCGUGUGGGUCCUUCCUUCAAGGUCGGGGAGGCUGAGGCGAGAAGAGGCGGUCUCUGCAUGCGUUUUCGCGCGGCUGGCUGAGAAAACGAAACCUCCUCGUGACAAUCGACCAGCGUGGAUUGACGCGUAGAGAGACAUAACACGCACUUGACUGCCCGUGCAUCGAUACACCUUUUGGCAGUGAACGCUGUCUCCGCGGACGCAUGCAGAAAAUAAGUACGGUUUAAACGUUUUCAAAUGGGUCAACAUGGUGCCAGUCCUCGUCAGUCGCCAUGCCAACAGCUUGUCGUUUCCUGCACCCAUGCCUAUAAUAUCUCAGUCUGAAUUGAUCCUAUAUACACAUAUAUACAUAUAUAUAUAUAUAUAUAUAUAUAUAUGCAUAAGCAGAUCGAUCGCAACGGACAGAAUAUGCGAUUCGUUUUCUCUUUGUUCGCUUCUACCUACAUGCAUAUAUCCAUAUAUAUAUGUAUAUAUAUAUAUAUGUAUAUAUAUAUAUAUAUUGCGUUUAUGAGCGUGGUGAGGGCAUAUGCGCUUGCUUGACUGAAGGGAGAGGGGAAAAGGGACGGGCAAAGGCAUGGGACGCGUUGAGUGAGGAGAGAAGCUGCGAGAGUCGGAGCAGCUCAGGAUGAACAAGAUGACAGAACUCUGGAAUAGGAGAGAAAGGACCGCUUUGAAAACAGGAAGUGGCUCGGAAGAAGGGUUUUCUCCACGGAAACCGCUUUAGAGAAUGCGAGACCAGCUGGUCAACAGCGGAGCCGUCGAGUGUCUUGCUGGGGGCUCUGCAUGCGUGUUGGUGCGUGUGAAAAGUGCCUCUCUAAAUUGUUUUGCGUGUACAAUGUUUCCCCUCUUUUUUUGGACUUGGUGCAGUUCCUGUUUUUAAAAGGAUUGCAUUUCCGGGGACACCUAGUGUGGCGACAAGUUGUGUCGCUCGGGGCCUUUCCUUUUUUAUUGGCGCAUCGCCCAGACAUAGAGGUCGCUUCUGCUGACUGCGUCGUACCCUACAGUCUUCCUAAAACUUCCUUUCGCCAACGAACAAGUUCAAAUGAAUCUUCCUUUCCCC
This is a messenger RNA of Toxoplasma gondii ME49, 2758 nucleotides long. Its product is annotated as RNA recognition motif-containing protein. Gene Ontology annotation, cellular component: nucleus. The record is from RefSeq and is a predicted model, not a curated record. The transcript is spliced from 4 exons. The coding region runs from base 791 to 1477 and encodes 228 amino acids. Lineage: Eukaryota; Apicomplexa; Conoidasida; Eucoccidiorida; Sarcocystidae. Gene Ontology annotation, biological process: mRNA export from nucleus. Gene Ontology annotation, molecular function: mRNA binding.